Molecule: messenger RNA, 947 nt
Organism: Xenopus tropicalis (tropical clawed frog)
Lineage: Eukaryota; Metazoa; Chordata; Amphibia; Anura; Pipidae
Gene: b3galt2l.10
Product: beta-1,3 galactosyltransferase 2 like gene 10
Exons: 1
Coding region: 75-947 (290 amino acids)
Biological process (GO): glycoprotein biosynthetic process
Cellular component (GO): Golgi membrane; membrane
Molecular function (GO): hexosyltransferase activity
Source: RefSeq, a predicted model, not a curated record
GUAUUAACAGAAAUGUAUGGUCAAUCAAACUGAAAAUACUAAAGUACUGCUUGCUCUUAUUUUUUUUGGGUACAAUGGGACUCCUUUACCAUUUCAUAAAUGGAACUCCAAGUAUAGUGCAUCCCAGAACUGUGGGACCCUUGUACCCUUAUCUCAUAGAGGAGCCAUUACAAUGUAGAGGAGAAGCCCCAUUCUUAGUGCUGCUCAUCCCUUCCAUGCCCCAAGAUGUUCUUGUCAGGGACGCCCUGAGGAAGACUUGGGCCAAUGAAAGUUUAAUCCCUGGAAUCUCCAUUAAAAGGAUUUUCCUUCUGGGCAGGUCCUUUGUUAAUGACACAGAAAUAUCUGUGGAACAAGAGAGUUCUACAUUCCAUGAUAUCGUCCAACAGGAUUUCCUGGACACCUACCGGAAUCUGACCGUCAAAACACUGAUGGGUAUAGAGUGGGUUAGCCGUCUCUGCCCCCGAGCCAGCUAUGUCAUGAAGGUGGACGCUGACAUGUUCUUCAACCCUUGGUUCCUGGUGAGGCGGAUCUUACAGCCGGAGAAGCCUCUCAAGCUGGAAUUUUUCACAGGACUGGCAGUAAGAGCUGUGCCCUUCAGGAACAAAGACAGCAAGUGGUAUAUACCAUAUGAAAUGUACCCUAAAAGUUAUUAUCCUACCUACUGUUCUGGCACAGGCUAUGUCUUCUCUGGGGACUUGUCACCAAGGAUAUACAAAGAAGCAAUGGGGUUGACCCUUUUGCCAUUUGAGGAUGUCUUUGUAGGUAUCUGCUUAGAAAGGAUGGGGGUUCAGAUCUCCGAGCCUGGGGGCAAUUGGUUUGUAGGAGAAAGGGCAGAGUACAAUAGGUGCCAAUUUACCAAGCUUGUUACUGAUCAUCAUUACAGCCCAGACGAGUUGCUGAAGUUGUGGCCUGAUUUCCUCAAGGCUCUGGGAGACUGUGCUGAAUAG